Messenger RNA from Penicillium lagena, 1995 nucleotides. RefSeq names its product putative signal transducer. The coding region runs from base 1 to 1995 and encodes 664 amino acids. NCBI's taxonomy places the organism in Eukaryota, Fungi, Ascomycota, Eurotiomycetes, Eurotiales, Aspergillaceae. The record is from RefSeq and is a predicted model, not a curated record. Gene Ontology annotation, molecular function: ATP-dependent H2AZ histone chaperone activity. Gene Ontology annotation, biological process: chromatin remodeling; regulation of DNA-templated transcription. Gene Ontology annotation, cellular component: nucleus. The transcript has 2 exons.
AUGACAGACACCAUGGACGAGGACCCCUCCUCGGGGAUCCAGUCCUCCUCCGAAGAAGAGGAGCCGAUCGAAUCCCUCAUCCGCGGCCGCGCGAAACGAAGCACCGCCGGACUACACAUGUCGGCCCUUAUCGACGCCGCCGCGGAUGACGACCUGACACUCCUGUUUGAGGAAGUGGAAGAUGACAACGAAUUCGCGAUGGAAGCCGGUCCCGAAGCGGGCGCCGACAAGGAAGACGACAUGCUCGACUCGUCUUCCGACGAUGACGACGACCAAGGGCCGGACGCGGGCAACGACUACGAAGGAGAGGAGCAGCUGCAGAAGGAAGAGCGCAAGAAGCGCAAAGCACAGAAUAACCUCCGAUUCCAGACCUUGCGCAAACGCGUCAAAAUUGAUCCCACCGCCCUCUCCUCCAUGCCUGCUCCUCCGCCUCGUCCGAAGAAGAAAUCCGAACGCAUCUCGUGGAUCCCAACGCCUGAAGACGGGCCUACGCGGUCAUCCUCGCGCAGACAGACGAUGCAUAACAAGGAACUCACGCAUGCGCGUCUGAAAGACAGCCAGGAGAAGCGGGUGCGGAUCAUUGCGACGAUGAAGGAAGCAGAAAAGCGCAAGGCCCAUCUGAAGCCCAAGGAAAUGACGCAAGAAGAUCAUCUGGUCGAGGCGGCGCGGAUAGAGCGGCUCAAUAGCAAGACCGUGAAUCGAUGGGAGGAGGCAGAGAGGAGAAAGGCAGAUGAACGACGGCUGAAGAUCGAAGCCCUCCAAAACCGUCGUCUGGAUGGACCCGUCAUGUCGUACUGGAGUGGUCUGGCGACCUGGGUGAAUGGCCGCCUCACCCGUGUGGGUAAAGUCGACGUGAAGCCCAAGCCCAGCAAAGAGGAGCUGGCUUUGAGGAAGGCAAAGAAGUUGGAGAAGGAGAGGGAAGAAAUGGAGAGGGAAGAGAAGGCUGCUGCGGAACUUCGCGCGAAAGAGAGUGCUGCAAAUACAACAACAUUACAACCACAGCCGGAAAGCUCUGAAGCCUCAAUAUCCGGAACAGCUUCGAUAUUACCGGAUACAAAGCCUCUUGACCAGCCUGCAGAUACAGCAGCUCCUCCGCCGUCUGUUGAAGUACCUCCCAGCAAUCCGCACGAGGAGCAACCUACGGGAGAUCCGCCAGCUACAGCAACUGUGGUAGAGGAAGAAAAAGAUGAAAAAUUAGACAAAGAGACCCCGAAACCCACCACCGAACCCUCAGCGCAGAAGCCAGGUCCUGCGGUUGAGACUCCGGUGCGUCGUGAGCCGUCGGCAUCUAGUCCAAAGUCCACCAUGCCGGAACCAUCCUCCGUCGAGGACGCGGAUGCCAUGGAUAUGGACCAAAGCGCGGCCCCGACUGAUGCCACCAAGGAUACCGUUGAGUCACAAGCACCGACAGCCGAGGAAUCCAAAUCCAAAACAGACGAAUUGAGCACGACCACCCCAAACGGAGUGCCAAACGCGGAUGCACCUGCAACCCUCGCAGCUGGGGACUCGGCUGAUGCCAUCCCCCUUGAGAACGCUGCCAUCCAAGAACCUCCUUCUGCCGAUGGCGUGAACGGCACUUCCUCGCAACCUGCGAUCCCGCCACCGCCGCCCGUGGUCGAGCAUACCGGGCGCACACUCACCAUCCUGGAGAAUUUUGACGACAGAACCGCGCACAGCAAGCAAUACAACAUCUACUUCAACGCGAAAAAGCCACCGCGGCUGACCAAAAUCUCGUCAUCGCUGUGCGUCAUCACCUCACUCCCAUCGCGCUACCGGGACCCGGAGACAUCGCUGCCAUACGCCAAUUCGUACGCGUAUGGCCAGAUUCGCCGCAUGCUGUCGCAGGGGCAUAUUUGGAGUUCGAUGCUAGGGUGUUUCGUGGGUCCGGCGGGCGUUGCUGCCCGCGGCGUCCCUGAGCGGUUUUUAGGCGAUGGGCCGGGCACUGAGACGGGCGCGACGGUCCCCAAUAAUGGCGAGUCUGUGGAGCCGUCGUAA